Molecule: messenger RNA, 3000 nt
Organism: Erpetoichthys calabaricus (reedfish)
Lineage: Eukaryota; Metazoa; Chordata; Cladistia; Polypteriformes; Polypteridae
Product: single-stranded DNA-binding protein 3
Exons: 18
Coding region: 187-1368 (393 amino acids)
Biological process (GO): positive regulation of transcription by RNA polymerase II
Cellular component (GO): nucleus
Molecular function (GO): protein binding; single-stranded DNA binding
Source: RefSeq, a predicted model, not a curated record
CGGGUGCAUGGCGUGACCAGGCUCGGUUGAGCAGUGCAGUUGCAGUGUGAUGGGGUCGAGGCCGGGGUUGACGCUUUGACAGCUAGUAGAGCAGCGAGGGAGAGAGAGAGUGUGAGUGAGUGAGAGAGAGAGUGAGGGAGGAAAAAAAAGCGAGCAAGCUGACCAGAGGCUGCACACUGCUAAAAUAUGUUCGCCAAAGGCAAAGGCUCGGCGGUGCCCUCGGACGGGCAGGCUCGGGAAAAAUUAGCUUUAUACGUUUAUGAGUAUUUGUUACACGUAGGAGCACAGAAAUCGGCACAGACCUUUCUAUCAGAGAUACGAUGGGAGAAAAAUAUUACGCUAGGGGAGCCACCUGGGUUUUUGCAUUCUUGGUGGUGUGUGUUUUGGGACCUUUACUGUGCAGCUCCUGAAAGACGAGAUACUUGUGAACACUCAAGCGAAGCAAAAGCCUUUCAUGAUUAUAGUGCAGCAGCAGCUCCAAGUCCUGUACUCGGAAACAUUCCUCCCAGUGAUGGCUUACCAGGAGGACCAAUUCCUCCAGGAUUCUUUCAGGGACCACCUGGCUCUCAGCCUUCUCCUCAUGCACAGCCGCCUCCUCACAAUCCUAACAACAUGAUGGGACCCCACAAUCAGCCUUUUAUGUCACCUCGAUAUGCUGGGGGUCCAAGGCCCCCCCUCAGAAUGGGAAACCAGCCUCCAGGAGGUGUUCCAGGUUCACAGCCACUACUUCCUAACACAAUGGAUCCCAGUCGGCAACAAGGGCAUCCUAACAUGGCAGGUCCAAUGCAGAGAAUGAGUACUCCUAGAGCAAUGGGCCCUAUGGGCCCCGGACCACAGUCUGACCCUUGGUUAUCAUUACAGAGUUAUGGCGGUGGAAUGAGGCCCCCACCCAACUCAAUAGGUCCUGGCAUGCCUGGAAUUAACAUGGGUCCAGGAACAGGACGACCAUGGCCUAACCCAAAUAACAGUAAUUCUAUUCCUUAUUCGUCUUCAUCCCCUGGCACAUAUGUGGGUCCUCCUGGUGGUGGUGGUCCUCCUGGAACACCGAUUAUGCCAAGCCCAGCAGAUUCCACAAAUUCAAGUGACAAUAUCUACACAAUGAUUAAUGCUGGAGGAAAUCGAACAAAUUUCCCAAUGGGCCCUGGAUCUGAUGGACCCAUGGGGGGGAUGGGCGGAAUGGAACCACAUCAUAUGAAUGGAUCAUUAGGGUCUGGAGAUAUAGAUGGACUUCCUAAGAAUUCUCCCAGUAAUAUAAGUGGAAUCAGCAAUCCUCCAGGUACCCCAAGAGAUGAUGGUGAACUUGGAGGAAACUUUCUCCAUUCUUUUCAGAAUGACAAUUAUUCUCCAAGCAUGACGAUGAGCGUGUGAUUUUUUUAUUUUUUAUUUUUUCCUCCCUCCUUGUCCUCGUUUUUGCCUUCUUCACCCAUUGACUCUCCCUCCCUCCCCAGGACCAGAGUGAGUCACCAGUCAUCUGGAGGAGUAAAGAAAGUAUGCAAGAAGAAGUCAAAACUUUUGGCAAGGAACUAGGGGAGCAUCCUAAUUUUAGUUUCAUGCAAUAACAGAAAUAAAGGCUGAACUUCUUGUAUUCCAUAAACCAUGAAGGACAUUUUUUUUAAACCUAACCUUCUUUUGGAAGGAUAAUUAUACCUACAGUACAUGACACUUUUUCAACAUUUUAUUUUCUUCAAGUAAAAAGCGAAAGCCUCUAGCGCCCGUCUUGACCUCUUUGCUUUGUUCUUGAAAACUGUUGAAUGUUUGUGAUGUGCUCCUCAAGGAAGCUAGUUGUAGGUAUCCGGUCAUCUUGUCUAUGUUGUAGCUAUUUUUUUAAACCGGACAGUUUACACAUGCACUGUGGUUUUGUUCCAGAAACAAACAAAAGACUUUGGGAAUUCUACUCAAUAAAAUCUCUUUUCUCUAACGAUAAGGAGUCAUAAAGGAAGAUGCAUUGCAGCUGUGCUACUUUGAAAUUGUUUGCGGUGAACUGAGUAUGAAACUGAGGAUUCAUUGAACUGGAUGUUUUAUUUUUAUUAUUAUUUUUUUAAUUUGACAAAUUGGAGAUUACCGUGACUAUACAUUGGAUAUUAUGUAAGACAAAUCUAUUUUAAUGGUAUGUAUGUUUGAUUUAAUUUAAAGAUGUUGAUGCAACUCCUUGAGUUAGAUACAUUUUAAAAUCAUUUUAGAAAUCUCAGCAGUUUAGGGGGUUUAUUUUGCUAAAGAACCCUUUUUUGCAAUUGUUUUGUUUUAAAUUUUCUAUUUUGCAACUGAUAUUCUGUAGAUUAACUGUUUAAAAAAAAAAAAAAAAAAAAAAGAAAAGAAAGUACAAACCUCUACUUGGCAGAGGCAGCUACAGAAAUGUCGAAGUUGGAACUGUGUGAAAGCGGGAAUUACUAUGUACAGUACACUACCUGUAGAUGGUAUUUUUUUUACCCACCUAUAAAAAGUGUAUCAUGUUAUGUAUAAAAUAUUAUCUGCCUGAACAUACCUUUGUGCUGAUUAUUGAACAUUGUAGCUGUUUCUGUGUUUCUUACCAUGUACUCUGGUUAUAAUGAGAGAAAAAGAAAUUAAUCUGCAUUGUAGUUUGUGUUUCCAGUAUUUAUUUCCCGUUAUUCCCCCUCCCCCCCCCCCCUCCCCCCCCCCCCCCCCCACCAGUCGGCUAUUUUUGCAGACGUUUGUCCCAUGUGCCCCCCUGCCCUUACAGCCAGAACUCUGGUAGCAAUAUUAAGCACCUUUUAUGUUUCAGAAUUGAACUUUCUCAAACUCUUUGGGGAAGGGUGGGUUGAAGAAUGGGAGACUCAACAGCAUUAGCCCCAAUGGUUGGGGCACAUCAGGUAAUGUUUAUUUAUUGAUUUUCUUCUGUACUUUUUCAGUCCCACUUGUUUCCUGUAAAAUUUCAAACAUAACAAAGUCGGUUAGCUUUUUUUUUUUUUUUUUUAAUGGGUAAAUAUUUCCCUUCCUUCACUUAUUCCCACUCCCAAAUGUAAUAAAUAAGAAACAAAAACA